Xenopus laevis (African clawed frog) is the source of this 1041-nucleotide messenger RNA. RefSeq lists its product as uncharacterized. The record is from RefSeq and is a predicted model, not a curated record. NCBI's taxonomy places the organism in Eukaryota, Metazoa, Chordata, Amphibia, Anura, Pipidae. The coding region runs from base 215 to 886 and encodes 223 amino acids. The transcript has 3 exons.
UCCUGGUCUGUUUCUUAUAUUUUCAAAUUGAAUGCUUAUCACAUGAUGGAUGGUGUGUGUUGAAACAGCAGGUCUACACGUAUCUGAUUUUGUUCGCUCAUCUUGUUCUGAAUAUUGAAUCUGGGACCAUCCACGAGUGAAUAAAUCAAAGACAAAGAUUAAUCGGAGGUCACAGAAAUAAAAAGAGAACACUGCAAAAAAACUUCAAGAGAACAUGAAGCGGGCUCAACAAGGUUUCAAAGCAUAUGCUGAUCGAGGACGAAGAGGGGAUCCAAAAUUCAAGGUGGGUGACCUGGUGUGGCUGUCAACUGUUUACCUCAAGCUUUCCUGUCCCAGUGGGAAGUUGGGUCAACGUUUCUUGGGCCCUUUUCCCAUCAUUCGUCAAAUCAAUUCUGUGGCGUUCCAGCUUAAACUUCCGGCAUCCUGGCACAUUCAUCCAGUGUUUCAUACAGCACUUUUGAAACCGGCCUCAACGUUUCGAUUUCCUGGACGUACGGCUCCUCCUCCGCUUCCUGUCGUGGUGGAUGGUCAGGAAGAAUUCGAGGUUGAAGAGAUCUUGGAUUCCAGGUUGAGAGGUAAACGUCUUCAGUACCUAGUUAAGUGGAAAGGCUUUGGUCUGGAAGAGAAUUCGUGGGAACCAGUGUCUAACAUUCACACUUCUGAUUUGUUGGAAAAAUUCCAUGGAACCUAUCCUGGUAAACCUUCUGGUGGUCGCGUCCUGAGGCCGCUCCUUGAUGGGGGGCAAUGUGAGGAUUCGGGUCUGCGUUCUUGCCGGCGCAGGCGCGUUAGUGCACGUCGGCGUGUGACGCUGGGCGCUGGCGACGGUCGCGGGGGCGGAGGUGCCGGCGACGGUCGCCAACGCAAAGACGCGGACGCGAGCACCUGAGACGGAUGUGACGUCAGCACGGCGACGCCGGCGGAAUGACGCCAGUUGGCGCCAAAUUGACAUUAUUUAAACCUGGUUCUGUUUGAGAUGCAUUGCCUGGUUAUUAGGUUUUUUAACUGAAACCCUAGCGUCUCUUCUCUUGUGAUUUCCUGUUG